CCCGCCAAUACGUCAAACCGGUGGAAAUACUACAUCAAUUCAUCGCAGGAUUUCCUUCCAGGGAUUUGAAUAUGUGGACUGUGAAAGCACUUAGAAUAAAUAGCCAUGGAAUAUUGUCACGUAAUUUGUUACCUUUGCAACGAAAAUCUCUGUCAACUGGCAAUGGAGAGCGAGUUAUGGCGAUUAGAAGAGAAGACAUAAAUGUAUGGGAGAGACGAGCACCCAUAGCACCUUCGCAUGUCGCAGAACUUGCACAUAAAGGAAUCAAGGUUCUUGUACAGCCUUCGACAAGACGAGCAUACACGAUGGAUGAAUACGAGCGAGCAGGAGCAGUCAUAACAGAAGAUUUAAGUCCUGCCUCGCUGAUUAUCGGCGUGAAAGCUGUCCCCAUUGAUCUGUUAAUUCCAGACAAGACUUAUGCUUUCUUCUCUCAUACGAUCAAGGCCCAAGAGGCGAAUAUGCCACUACUCGAUGCAAUGCUUGAAAAGAACAUCCGAAUAGUUGAUUACGAAAAAAUGGUGGAUAGCAAAGGACAAAGAGUGUGUGCUUUUGGCAAGUUCGCCGGUGUCGGAGGUAUGAUAAAUAUUCUUCAUGGUCUUGGGUUGAGGCUUCUUGCCCUUGGACAUCACACACCUUUCAUGUAUUUAGGGGCAACUCAUAACUACAAGAACAGCAGGGCAGCAAAACUUGCCAUUUAUGAACUUGGUGAGGACAUAAAAGCUGGUAAAUUACCAGCUCACUUUGGACCUUUGUCAUUUGUGUUUACUGGCUCAGGAAAUGUGUCUCAGGGUGCUCAAGAAAUGUUUCAGGAACUUCCACAUAUUUAUGUUGAGCCACAUGAGCUGAGAAAAGCUAUACAAAGCACAGACCACAGGAAGUUGAUUGGAACAGUUGUAAGCCGUGAAGAUUACCUUGUACCCAAGGCUGGUGGAGUGUUUGAUGCAGAGGAAUAUGAUGCUCAUCCAGAUAGAUACAGAUCAACAUUUGCGGAAAAGGUUGCUCCUUACAUGUCUGUCCUGGUGAAUGGAACCUACUGGGCCCCCAGUGUGCCACGCCUUCUGACCUACGAUGAUGCUAGAAAUAUUCUUAAGACAAUGCAGAGGUCAAGUGCAUAUGAUGGCUGUCCAAGUCUGCCACAUAGAUUGUUGGCAAUCUGUGAUAUCUCGGCUGACAAUGAAGGUUCCUUGGAAUUCAUGACAGAAUGUACAACAAUUGAGUAUCCAUUCCACUUGUACAACAUCAAGACAGGAAACUCACAGAUUGGAAUGGCUGGAGAUGGAGUUCUUAUUUGCUCAAUUGAUAAUCUUCCUGCUCAGUUGCCGAGAGAGGCCACUGAUUAUUUUGGUAAACUGCUGCUCCCAUGGCUACAAGAAAUGAUUGAUUCUAAUGCUACUGACUCCUUUGAAGAGCAGCAUCACUUGUCUGACACAGUUAGAAAUGCAAUCAUCACUUCUAAUGGAUUGCUAACAGAAAACUACAAAUACAUAGCAGGUUUAAGGAAAAGCCAAGAAGAAGCAAAAGCCAGAGCAUUAGGACCAAAUGUUUCUGUGCCAAUCAAGCAGAGAGUAUUGUUGCUUGGCUCUGGGUUCACUGUGGCUCCAUGCAUUGAAUAUCUUACGAGAGAUAAAAGCCUUGCAGUCACAGUUGCAUCAGACAAAAUAAGCGAAGCAGAAGCAGUAGCAGCUAUGUACAGAAACACCACUCCAACACUCCUUGAUGUCACACAAUCAGAGGAAAAGUUAAACAAAUUGAUCCAGCAACAUGAUGUUGUGAUCAGUUUGCUUCCCUACUCUCUACAUCAUGUUGUAGCCAAGAGUUGCAUCACACACAAAACGAAUCUAUUAACUGCCAGCUAUGUACUGCCACCGAUUGCAGAGCUACAUCAAAGCGCAGUAGAUGCUGGUAUAGCUAUCGUGAACGAGUUGGGUCUGGACCCUGGUAUCGAUCACUUGUUAGCUAUGGAAUGCUUUGAUGAUUCUAAAGCUGAGGGAGCUGUGAUCAAGUAUUACCGCUCAUUCUGUGGUGGCCUUCCAGCACCAGAACAUGCUGACAAUCCACUUAGAUACAAGUUCAGUUGGAGUCCACGAGCUGGUCUGCUGAGUGUAAUGAAUAGUGCUAAAUAUCUGUGGUAUGGAAAGUGUGUUGAAGUUCAAGCAGGAGGGGCUCUUAUAGAGGAAAUAAAACCAACAGACAUAUUUCCUGGCUACAGACUGGAGUGUUAUCCUAACAGAGACUCAACUAAAUAUGGAAAACUGUAUGACAUUACCACAGCCAACACAAUACUCAGAGGAACACUGCGCUAUGAGGGAUAUUCCACCGCUUGUUUAGCUUUGUAUCAGCUUGGAAUGUACAGUACGAUAGAGCGGACAGACCUUGCUCUGGCUCAUGAACUACCCUGGAAACAAGUCCUGGCCAAACUUGUGGGUAAACCAGACGCAAGUGACUCUGAGCUUUAUUCUGUUGUCUUCGAAAAAGUUGGCAAGGAUCCUGCUCGUAUGCAGGCGAUCAAAGAUCUUGGUCUUCUGUCUGAGGAACCUAUUCUUCAACAAAAGUCACCAUUGGACACCCUCUGUUUGUACUUAACAGAUAAACUGGCUUAUAAAGAGGGAGAGAGAGACAUGGUGUUACUUCAACAUGACAUAGGUGUGGAACUGCCGGAUAAAACACAGCAAAACCGUCGAAUUGACAUGAUUUGUUAUGGUGAUCCGAAUGGUCACUCAGCCAUGGCGCGAACUGUUGGGCUUCCUGUGGCGAUCGCUACAAAGAUGGUGUUGGACGGGGACUUAAAAGCCACUGGCGUUGUUCUUCCCCUCAGCCGGGAAAUUUACAAACCACUACUUAAACGACUCAAAGCAGAGGGAAUUCAUAGCGAAAUGACCACAACAGUAUUGUAAGAUGAUAUUUUAUCACCAGACAUCUUAAUUGAUUUGUUUAUCGGCCUCGGUAAAGCCUGGGUUCUCAAACAUUUUUUUUGUCUUGAUUUUGUUACGAGCUUUCAGUUUUUGUUGUAUUAUUGCACAUAAUACAAGGUGUUGGGUCUUCUAACCCUAUAUGGUGGAUCUACGCAUUUAUUUCAGAAUUUUUUUCUUCGUAAGAUAAAUAAAUACUCGACAAACUUCGGACGGAAAUUUUCGCCCGAGGAGAUUCUAUUUCAAGGAGAGUAAAUUCUUUGGGACUGAAUUUUUGCUGAAAAUGCUGGAUAUUUAUGUUACGAGGUCUAAUAGUACACUGUGUAUGGCAAACUUAAAUUGUGCAAUAUACAUAUCAUUAGAGUGGAGACUUAAAUUGCUCGGCGAAGGAAAGUUACUUGAAGCCAAUCAUUUUCUGAAAGUAAAUGGGGAAAAUGGUUUAUGUUAUUUACAAGCAUUUCUUUUUUUGAAAAUGCCAUUCUUAGGAAUUUUUGUUUAUUUUAAGGACGUUAAAUUAUUCAUUACCCAUAUUUAUUCUGUUGAAGUGCAAUUGCAUCUUAUAUAUUUCUGGUGUAUUUUAUUUACUGAUACUUUCUGGCGUGUAGUUUUUAAACCUUUUUGAGCAUAAAAUGUUGACAAAGGACUUGUAAAUGUAUUUUCUAAACCUAAGAGAAGUAGUUAGAUAAAAACUUAACACAUGUUGAACUGAGUGAGUUACUCUAAAGUUGUGAAAACUUUUCUACGACAAAAACAAUACAAGUUGAUGCAGAAGAGAAGAAUAUUAGUGCAGUGUUUAAAAUUCCUACUUUUAUUACAUGAAAAUUUAAAAAUUUACAUUUUAGAUGUAUUCUGAAACACACGUCUUAAAAGUAAUAUAAGUGCUGUACUCAUCUAACUGAAAUAUUUGUAUUGUGUUGCCUCUGAACACCCACGUGUGCAGGACACAAUGAAUUUGGUGUAAUCAAAAUAAAAUAAAAUUUGAUAA
Molecule: messenger RNA, 3894 nt
Organism: Pocillopora damicornis (cauliflower coral)
Lineage: Eukaryota; Metazoa; Cnidaria; Anthozoa; Scleractinia; Pocilloporidae
Product: alpha-aminoadipic semialdehyde synthase, mitochondrial
Cellular component (GO): cytoplasm
Molecular function (GO): saccharopine dehydrogenase activity
Source: RefSeq, a predicted model, not a curated record